Rubroshorea leprosula is the source of this 3087-nucleotide messenger RNA. NCBI's taxonomy places the organism in Eukaryota, Viridiplantae, Streptophyta, Magnoliopsida, Malvales, Dipterocarpaceae. The record is from the annotation of a GenBank genome assembly.
GAAAGGCCACCAAAGCCGCUGGAUCUUAGACUUACUCCUCUCUGUUCCUCCGGCAUACCUCUGUCCUUCCAAUCUGCUCUUAUGUGAGCUAUUUGAGCAAGACUGAAAGUGAAAGCAUUACGAGCUAUUCACGAUAAGCUUAAAGACUCAAGCAAUAACCUUGAUUGGACGAAAAGCGGGGAUCCAUGCACAUCCAACUGGACUGGUGUUAUCUGCUACCCUGAUCAAAACGGCUGCUAAAAUUGAAUCUGUUCGGAGAACUAUCUCCUAAACUUGGUGAACUGACUUUUGUGACAAUAUUGGAUUUUAUGUGGAAUCAUAUCAGUGGCAGCAUACCAAAGGAGAUAGGCAGCCUAAGUAAUUUGAAAAUCUUGCUAUUGAGUGGAAAUAAUCUUACAGGGCCUUUACCGGCUGAGCUUGGUUAUCUGCCUAAUUUAAUAAUACUUCAAGUGGAUUAUAACAAUAUAACUGGACCACUGCCGAAAUCAUUUGCUAAUCUGCGUAGUGCCAAGCACUUUCAUUUGAACAAUAACUCAAUCAGUGGCCAAAUCCCCUCAGAGCUCUCCACCUUACCUCAACUUUUGCAUUUCAUGUUGGAGAAUAACAAUUUGUCGGGACACCUACCGGAGGAGUUCUCACAGCUGCCAAAACUAAGAAUUCUCCAACUUGACAACAACAACUUUGUGGGAACAAUUCCGCCUUCUUAUAGCCACAUGUCUGGACUUGUGAAACUGACUCUGGGAAACUGUGGUUUGCAAGGACCUGUUCCUGACUUAAGCAGCAUAAAACACCUUCGUUAUGUAGAUCUGAGUUCAAAUCAGCUCACUGGAAUGAUACCCACGAAUAGGCUUUCUGAUAACAUCACUGCAAUUAUUCUUUCCAACAAUUUGCUUACCGGACCCAUCCCAACAAAUUUUUCAGGCCUACACUUACUUCAGAAAUUGUCACUUGAUAAAAAUAAGCUGAAUGGCAGUAUUCCUUCCAGUCUUUGGCAAAAUGUGAUCCUAAAUGGUUCUGCAAGACUUCUCCUAGAUUUUGAGAACAAUCUGUUUACAAAUAUUACAGGAAGUCUAGAUCCUCCUGCAAAUGUCACCAUUAGGCUUUAUGGAAAUCCUGUUUGUGGGGGAGGAAACGCACUGAACACAGCCCAGUUCUGUGGACCCUCAAAUGGAGAUGUCGAACCUUCUGGAAGCUCAAGUAACUCUACUGACUCAUGUCCACCUCAAAGCUGUCCAACCAGUGAAGGUUACGCAUAUCUUUCAGGAUCUCCUGUCCACUGCUUCUGUGCUUUACCUCUUGAAGUUUUAAUACGAUUGAGAAGUCCUAGCUUUGCUGAUUUCCGCCCAUAUAUUUAUGGUUACAAGGGGUCCAUGACAUCAUUUCUUGAAUUGGAUCAGUAUCAGCUAGUCAUCGAUCCAUAUAUAUGGGAACAAGGUCAUAGGCUGUCAAUGUUCUUAAAAUUUUUCCCACAGGCCAAUGAAAACGAUACCCAUACAUUCAACAGUAGCGAGGUCCAGCGACUAGUGAACCUGAUUGCUACCUAUUCCGUACCUUUUGAUGACAUCUCUGGCCCAUAUGAACUGUUCAAUUUUACAUUUCUUGGACCUUACGGUUCUGUGUUUCUCCAGAUUCCAAAAUCUGGUAUGAGCAAAGGGGCUCUAGCUGGCAUCAUCUUGGGGUCCAUUGCCUGUUUCUUUAUAGUUGCAUCAACUGUGGCUGUUGUUCUCAUCUACUGUAAAAAACAUAAGCAGUCCCAACCUGGAGUUACAAAGAACCGGACAAGUUUUAAAGUUCCAAUCAAAACUGGAAGUGUUAAGGACUUCAGCUUUGAGGAGCUUGAAGAGGCAACAAGUGGUUUUUCUAUCACUACUCAAGUUGGCCAGGGAGGCUACGGAAAGGUUUACAAAGGCGUUUUAGCUAAUGGAACUGUGGUGGCAAUCAAGCGUGCACAUCAGGGAUCUUUGCAAAGUCAGACAGAGUUCAUCACUGAAAUAGAAAUUCUGUCAAGACUACAUCACCGCAACCUGGUUUCAUUGGUUGGAUACUGUGAUGAACAAGGCGAGCAGAUGCUAGUUUAUGAGUAUAUGCCUAAUGGUUCCCUCCAAGAUCUCCUUUCAGGGUCCAAGAAUUCUGUAAGUCUUACUACCAGACUACAUAUUGCAUUGGGAUCAGCCAAGGGCGUCCUCUACCUUCAUAGUGAAGCAGACCCUCCUAUAAUCCACCGGGAUAUCAAGGCGAACAACAUACUCUUGGAUAACAAUUUGAAUCCUAAAGUUUCUGAUUUUGGAAUCUCAAGACUUGUGCCAAUAACAGAUGAUGAAGGAGCUUCAGCCCAUAUUUCCACAAAUGUGAGAGGCACACCGGGCUAUUUAGAUCCAGAAUAUUUCUUGACUCACAAAUUAACUGAGAAGAGUGAUGUUUAUAGUCUCGGAAUUGUUUUUCUACAACUUCUAACUGGAAUGCAGCCUAUAUCUCAUGGCAGAAAUAUUGUCCGCGAGGUAUCCGCAGCUUGCCAAUCUGGGAUGAUGCUUUCCAUGAUUGAUCAGUCCAUGGGUACAUAUUCUUCCGAAUGCAUCAAGAAAUUCAUGGCACUGGCUCUCAAGUGUACCCAUGACAAGCCGCAACCACGGCCAACCAUGCUGGAGGCUGUCAGAGAGCUUGAGAACUUGAUUACUUCCCUAAGAGAUUCUGAAACUGCUCCUUCAGACUCAGAUGCCUCUGGUUCCGGAGUAUCAUCAGGGAUUGGGAUAGCUCCUCGACAUGUUUCUUCAGACAAUAGCCCCCAUGAUUAUGCUGAGUUCAUGGGAAGUAAUCUUAUCAGUGGCGUCAUACCGACAAUCGGGCCCCGCUGAUGCACUCCAAUGUUUAGAAUUUACUAUUUGCAGUAUGAAACCAACUCUCAUCAGUUAAAUAAGUUUGAUGAAUAUUGAAGAAAAGUGUAAUGCAUAGCUCUUGUUUCUUGUUUGCUGUAACAAGGAUGCAUGUAAUGCAUUACAUGUAUAAUUGUGUACCUUUAACCGUUCUGCUUAAUACUCAAUUGUAAGAUGACAUUUUAUGUGAAAUGGGAAAUGAAAUAAUAUAUUUAUA